AUGGCGGCAAGUGUUCUUCCCAGCUACUGCCGCAGCUCGUCUCACAAAUCAAUCGCCGAUUCAACUAAACGACUCGACGAACCGAAGUCAGCUCAGUUCCCCGAGCGAGCAAGGAAUUCCCGACGGAACUCUUCGAGACCUUCUAACAAGCCGAACAGCCUCGCACUCACUCGUUCUUCCUCAGCAUUAGCUGAUUCUGGUUCUUCCAUGGAUGCCGCGCUCCAGCUGUUCGAGAAAAUGAACCGCUCAGAUGCCUUCAUUUGGAAUGUCAUCAUUAGGGGACUCGCAAGAAACGAGGGGCAGCAGGUUCACGCCAGGCUGAUUAAAGUCGGGUUGGAUUCCGACGUCUACGCUUGUGAUUUUCUCGUGGAGAUGUAUUUCUCGGUUGGGUGCGUUGAGCUGGCGGAGAAGGUGUUUGAGGAAAUGCCUCAGAGGGACCUAGUUUCAUGGAACUCUAUGGUUGCUGGGUAUCUGACGGCUGGAGAUGGGUUCAGCUCGUUGGGUUGGUUUCGGGAAAUGGUUGGUUCGGGGUAUAAACCGGAUAGUUUCGGCGUGAUCGGUGCUCUCGGAUCUUGUUCCCAUGGAAAGCUGCUUGAAAUCUGGGAAGGAAAUUCACUGCCAAGAUCUCUCCAGAAGUGUAAGUCCAUCCAUGGAUACGCCAUCAGGAAGCUCCUUCUCCCUCAGGUAGUCUUGGAAACUUCCCUGGUCGAUGCUUAUGGAAAAUGUGGAGGAGCAGUGAGAUCGGCAGAACGUCGUUUCAGUCUUAUCAGCGAGAAGAACUUGGUAUCAUGGAACAACGUGCUUGCUGCUUAUGUACACAAUGAAAAGCACCAAGAAGCUCUCGAACUGUUUCAGAACCAUGUGGUUGAAGAAGAAAGCACCGCCUUAAACCGGAUGCAAUCACAAUCGCUAGCAUCCUUCCUUCCUACGCAGUGGUAA
Messenger RNA from Linum tenue, 939 nucleotides. The record is from the annotation of a GenBank genome assembly. Lineage: Eukaryota; Viridiplantae; Streptophyta; Magnoliopsida; Malpighiales; Linaceae.